AUGAAGAUUUUGGCCACUAGUUUCAUCCUUGGGAGGCUGGCGUUGGCCUACCUGCUUUUGGUGGUGACUACACUUGAAACACUGGCCAUUCCUGAGAAGCUGCAAGAAGCUGUGGGGAGAGUAAUUGUCAAUGCCACAGCCUGUACUGUCACCUGUGGCCUUGGCUACAAGGAGGAAACUGUCUGUGAGGUGGGCCCUGAUGGAGUGAGAAGGAAGUGUAAGUCUCAGCGCUUGGAAUGUCUGACCAACUGGAUCUGUGGGAUGCUCCAUUUCACCAUUCUCAUCGGGACGGAAUUUGAGCUUAGCUGUCUGAGUCCAGACAUCCUGGAGGUUGGACGGGAAGCGUUCCGAUUCACUUGGAGACUUGCUCGGGGGAUCAUCUCAACUGAUGACGAGAUCUUCAGACCCUUCCUAGUUAAUUCCCACUUUGUGAAGUUUCCUUAUGUUCAGGAGUAUGAUGCGGGAACAUACCGCUGUGAUGUGCAGCUGUUAAAAAGCUUGAGAAUUGUCAAGAGGCUUUACUUUGGGCUGAGGGUCCUUCCUCCUAAAUUGGUGAACCUGAAUUUCUAUCAGUCCCUUACUGAGAAUCAGAAGUUAAUGGAUGAGGGCUUGGAAGUUAAUCUGGACAACUAUUCCAAGCCUUACCACCCAAAGUGGGAAAAGAAGGUAGCAUUAGCCUUGGCAAUAGGUAUUACCAGUGGAGUGGUUGGUGGUUUGUUGGUGAGCUCUGCCUUCUGCCUUCUGCUGAGGGGGACCUUUAGCAAUGACACCCUCCAGAGCUUAAAAGCCUUGUUCCAGAAGGCCUGGCUAGCUCUUUUGCUUUUUAGGAAGCCAAACUUUUUAAAGGGGAAUGAGUGGCUAAGAGGGAGGGCUCCUACUGCCAAAAGAUGA
Molecule: messenger RNA, 891 nt
Organism: Otolemur garnettii (small-eared galago)
Lineage: Eukaryota; Metazoa; Chordata; Mammalia; Primates; Galagidae
Gene: TMEM81
Product: transmembrane protein 81
Exons: 1
Coding region: 1-891 (296 amino acids)
Source: RefSeq, a predicted model, not a curated record